ACCUUUCCAUUUGUAAUUUAGAUGUUUUACGUUAAUUCAAUUCAAUGGGCUUUACGUUAAUGCUAACUAGCUAUCUGAAAGUACCGAGGCCUCACAUCCCUAGCCAGCUAAUGAUAUAGUUUAAUAUGACAGAUAUUUUCCCUCCUCCACUGGUGUUAAGAUAAUGAGGUCAACUUGGCUCUGUUGUUAGUUUAAGCUUGUUGUAUUUAUAAUAGCUAGUCUAUUGACCAAACUGUUUUUUCUCUAUUAUAAAAGGCAUUAAACUGCCUUCCUAACGUAGCUAACAUUAGCCGGUGAAAGUGAUGCUGAUUGCUGCUGUCGUGACAUCCAGCUGUUGUUUGUCAUUGAAUGCUGUAAUAUUUGUGCUUUGGUUCUAAUGUCUCAUUGACCUGUAUAAAACAUAUUUAGAAUCCAAGAUUAAAAAUAACUAUAAUUAUUAGCAACGUGUCGUCGUAGCCUCUAGGCCAGGGGUGUCACGUCAAACACGCGUAGGGGUCCAAUCCAGUCCGCAGGUGGUUUGAGGAAAAAAAAAAAAAACAUUUGAAGAACAUCUACAAUGACUGACUCAAAAUAUUUUACAACAAAUAAAAAAGGGGAGAUCUUUGAGCUGAAGGCAGAGCUGAACAAUGAGAAGAAAGAGAAGAGGAAGGAGGCAGUGAAGAAGGUCAUUGCGGCUAUGACUGUGGGCAAGGAUGUCAGCUCCCUCUUUCCAGAUGUGGUGAACUGCAUGCAGACUGACAACCUGGAGCUGAAAAAGCUGGUCUACCUGUACCUGAUGAACUACGCCAAAAGCCAGCCCGACAUGGCCAUCAUGGCUGUCAACAGCUUUGUCAAGGACUGUGAGGACCCUAACCCCCUGAUCCGUGCCCUGGCCGUGCGCACCAUGGGCUGCAUCCGCGUGGACAAGAUUACAGAGUACCUGUGUGAGCCGCUGAGGAAGUGUCUGAAGGACGAGGACCCAUACGUGAGAAAGACAGCAGCAGUGUGCGUGGCAAAGCUCCACGACAUCAACGCCCAGAUGGUGGAGGACCAGGGUUUCCUGGACUCCCUCAGGGAUCUCAUUGCCGACUCCAACCCCAUGGUGGUGGCCAACGCGGUGGCAGCUCUGUCUGAGAUUAGUGAGUCCCACCCCAACAGCAACCUGCUGGACCUCAACCCACAGAACAUCAACAAGCUGCUGACAGCCCUCAACGAGUGCACAGAGUGGGGCCAGAUCUUCAUCCUGGACUGCCUCUCCAACUACAACCCCAAAGACGAGCGCGAGGCCCAGAGCAUCUGCGAGCGAGUCACGCCCCGUCUCUCCCACGCCAACUCGGCGGUGGUGCUGUCGGCUGUCAAGGUGCUGAUGAAGUUCCUGGAACUGCUGCCCAAGGAGUUGGACUACUACAACACUCUGCUGAAGAAGCUGUCCCCCCCGCUGGUCACCCUUCUCUCUGGGGAGCCAGAGGUCCAGUAUGUGGCCCUCAGGAAUAUCAACCUCAUCGUCCAGAAAAGGCCUGAGAUCCUUAAGCAGGAGAUCAAGGUGUUCUUUGUCAAGUACAACGACCCCAUCUACGUCAAACUGGAGAAACUGGACAUCAUGAUUCGCCUGGCCUCCCAGGCCAACAUAGCUCAGGUGUUGGCUGAGCUGAAGGAGUAUGCCACCGAGGUAGACGUUGACUUUGUGCGUAAGGCAGUGAGGGCCAUCGGGCGCUGUGCCAUCAAAGUGGAGCAAUCUGCUGAGCGCUGUGUUAGCACCCUGCUAGACCUCAUCCAGACCAAGGUCAACUAUGUGGUGCAGGAGGCCAUCGUGGUCAUCAGGGACAUCUUCCGCAAAUACCCCAACAAGUAUGAAAGCAUCAUCGCCACGCUGUGUGAGAACCUGGAUUCUCUGGACGAGCCGGAUGCGCGUGCCGCCAUGAUCUGGAUCGUGGGCGAGUACGCUGAGAGGAUCGACAACGCCGACGAGCUGCUGGAGAGCUUCCUGGAGGGCUUCCAUGACGAGAGCACGCAGGUCCAGCUCACUCUUCUCACAGCCAUCGUCAAACUUUUCCUCAAGAAGCCCUCUGAGACUCAGGAGCUGGUGCAGCAGGUCCUCAGUCUGGCCACACAGGACUCCGACAACCCUGAUCUGCGUGACAGGGGUUACAUCUACUGGCGCCUGCUGUCCACCGAUCCGGUAACGGCCAAGGAGGUGGUCUUGUCCGAAAAGCCCCUGAUCUCGGAGGAGACAGACCUGAUUGAGCCCACCCUGCUGGACGAGCUCAUUUGCCACAUUGGCUCCCUGGCCUCCGUCUACCACAAGCCCCCCAACGCCUUCGUGGAGGGCAGCCACGGCAUCCAUCGCAAGCACCUGCCCAUCCAGCACGGCAGCAUUGACACAGGCGAGAGCCCUGUGAGCGCAGGGCCAGCGGUCCCUAUUGAACAGGCCCAGUCAGUCAUCCCUUCCCAGGGAGACCUGCUGGGAGACCUGCUCAACCUGGACCUGGGUCCCCCCGUCAAUGUGCCCCAGGUCUCCUCCAUGCAGAUGGGCGCUGUCGACUUGCUGGGCGGAGGCCUCGACAGCCUGCUCGGGGGAGACCUGGGAGGAGGUGUUGGGGGAAGUCCAGCAGUGGGACAGAACUUUAUUCCCUCGUCAGUUCCCAACACGUUCGCCCCAUCGCCGACUCCUGCAGCGCUCAGCAGCGGCCUCAACGACCUGUUUGAACUCUCCACAGGCAUGGCCAUCACCACAGGAGGCUAUGUUACCCCCAAAUCUAUCACCAUAGUCCCUGUGCCCAAGAAUGCAAAGGUAUGGUUGCCUGCAGUGAAAGCUAAAGGACUGGAGAUCUCAGGGACAUUCUCCCGCCGACAGGGCCAAAUGUACAUGGACAUGACCUUCACCAACAAGGCCUUGCAGCACAUGACCGACUUUGCUAUCCAGUUCAACAAGAACAGUUUCGGAGUGAUCCCCACCACCCCUCUGCCCAUCCACACUCCACUGAUGCCCAGCCAGAGUAUUGAAGUUUCCCUGCCUCUCAACACCAUUGGGCCAGUCAUGAAGAUGGACCCACUGAACAACCUACAGGUGGCUGUCAAGAACAACAUUGACGUUUUCUACUUCAGCGGGCUUAUCCCACUCAACAUCUUCUUCGUGGAGGAUGGCAAAAUGGAGCGACAGGUGUUCUUGGCCACCUGGAAAGACAUCCCCAAUGAGAACGAGCUGCAGUACCAGAUUAAGGAGUGCCACUUAAAUGCAGACACGGUGUCGGGGAAGCUGCAGAACGACAACAUCUACACCAUCGCCAAGAGGAACGUGGAGGGCCAGGAUAUGCUCUACCAGUCCUUCAAGCUCACCAACGGCAUCUGGAUCCUGGCUGAGCUCCGCAUCCAACCCGGCAACCCCAACUACACACUGUCCUUGAAGUGCCGGGCUCCUGAGGUGACCCAGUAUGUCUACCAGGUGUACGACUCAGUCCUGAAGAACUGAACUCUCUCUCCGUCCACUCACUCACUCACCACCCUCCACUCCACACCUCUCUUCAAGAACAAACAGCAGCUGUUAGUGUUCUAGUCAUGCAUUAUUCCUCUCCACCACCCUUACCUCCAUGGGAGAAUGUGACAUCCCCAGUCCAUCCUUAACUAAAUGUCUUAAUGUCGUAAAAUGUGGUUGAUGGUGAAGCUCUCCAAAAAAGAAGAAACCUUUCAUAUUCACUAAGCCAUCGCCCCACCUCUUUGUACUGUAUUUCCAAUAUUGAAAAGUGUAAUAUCAUAUAUGUUUUUGUGUCUAUUCUUUUUAAUGCUUUAUAUUCUUCCGUGGUACUUUUCCUACUUGCCCAACCAUACUCGAUUGAGUGCCAUCUACCAGGCCUUGCUGGAGCCGAAGUUGCAAGUUGAACCAGUUGCUAAGUCUCUAUGAUGCAUCAAGUACCAUUCUGAGCCAAUAUGGAGUGGUGAGAGCAGAACCAGGGAACAUGAAAUAGAUUUUAAUGCAUUAGUGGAUUUCAUUCUUUUCUCGUUUUAGUAACCACUAUGAUAAACCGCUAUUUAUGGUAGCUAUUAUUAUGUUUGCUCCCGUCUGCCAUUCCUUUUUUACUGGUGCUUGCAGGCAGCUGAUCAUUUCAUGCUUCUCAUCCCUUUUCUGAUUGCUCGACCUGCCACAACAAUCAAACACCGCUAUAGCCAUUCCUAGAUUGUCAUUCCUAGAGUUCCAAUAAUCCACGUCCCUUUGCUGGUUUUGUGCUGCAGUAUUAAUGAAUAUGCCAAUAGUGAGUGUGGAAUGAGUUGUCCAUUCUGUAUUGCUGUUCUCAUGUUACAUUGAUUCCAAUGAGAUAGUAUGUAUUAUUAUUUAAUUGUAAGAUUGUUAUUGAUAUUCCAUGUGCAGCUGUUCAUCUAAACAGAACUAACCCCAAACCCAAAGCCAGGGUCAAUAUGAGUUGAUAUUUUGCUUUGUUAGGGAACAACCCCAUACUGUCAUCAAUGACAUGCCUAGUGUUUGUGUUAUUAUACUGUUAAAACCACCUCUCUGGCAUUGCUUUAUCCUGAACAUGGAGGAUAUGUAGUGCUUGCAGCCCACCUAAAGGACCAGGGUCACCCCUAUAUGAUUAUACUGUGCAGUGACCUGGUAUAGUUUGUAGACAUGAAGUUCUGUACAACUAAUGAAAGAUUAUUAUAUUACUACCAGAAUAAGUGUGCUUGAAAUCCAUAACAGAAACACAGUGGCACUAUAUUCCAGUUAUGUACCAAGUCCUCAUAUGUGGAAAGUGAUCUAAAUAAGUUUUAUUUAUAAAUGUAUACAAACUGAUGUGAUUUUAAUAUGCCAUAUCUCUAUGACCAUUGUUGUUAUACCUCUGCUAGUUGAGCUCAAACAUUUUAAUCAUUUUAUUUAAGCCAAUGUAAAAAGCAGUCUCAAGGGUACCAAUUGAGUUUGUGACUUUAGCUUCUUAAUUGUAAUGUUACCAUACAUGCUGAUGUGCCUGUGAACCUGCAAUAGAAGCAGUGCCCAAUGCUCCCAAGAAAUCUUAGCAGUCUGUUUCCCUCACUCAAAACGACACUUAGCUACAUAGGAAGGUCUGUUCUUUGGCCACAGUUUGAUUGUAUGUGUCCCCAGCAAGAUGUUGGGUAACACUUUUUUUAGAUCGUCUGUAGAGCAUCUAGAUGGACUAUGAGUAACAUUUUAACUAUCUACCAACCCUAGCUCUGACCCUAAACUUAACCCUUACCCUAACACUUAUUCUAAACCGAACCGUAACCUGGUAGUAUGACCAGAUGUUAUUAUAAAGGCGUAUUUGGUUCUGGGUUUCCCACCCAGAACUAUGUGUGAGAAAAAUGUACUUACUCAUAAGCCCAGCAACCAGGAAUAGGCCUACAGAACAGCUGUAGUAAGAAAUAAUGUGACAACUGAAAUGACAAUUUUUUUUUUGCCUUCUCAAGCUAGCCUGUUGAUCCUGCAUCACUCCUCAUCCCCAACUUGUCAUUGUAUCUGCUCUUAUUUCAAUAAAAUGUCUGUUAUAAACUUA
Salvelinus fontinalis (brook trout) is the source of this 5477-nucleotide messenger RNA. RefSeq names its product adaptor related protein complex 2 subunit beta 1 (gene ap2b1). The coding region runs from base 557 to 3448 and encodes 963 amino acids. Gene Ontology annotation, biological process: intracellular protein transport; vesicle-mediated transport. The transcript is spliced from 23 exons. Gene Ontology annotation, cellular component: clathrin adaptor complex; membrane coat. NCBI's taxonomy places the organism in Eukaryota, Metazoa, Chordata, Actinopteri, Salmoniformes, Salmonidae. Gene Ontology annotation, molecular function: clathrin binding. The record is from RefSeq and is a predicted model, not a curated record.